Girardinichthys multiradiatus is the source of this 2134-nucleotide messenger RNA. RefSeq names its product bcl-2/adenovirus E1B 19 kDa-interacting protein 2-like protein. The coding region runs from base 190 to 1467 and encodes 425 amino acids. Lineage: Eukaryota; Metazoa; Chordata; Actinopteri; Cyprinodontiformes; Goodeidae. Gene Ontology annotation, biological process: apoptotic process. The record is from RefSeq and is a predicted model, not a curated record. Gene Ontology annotation, cellular component: cytoplasm. The transcript has 15 exons.
GGUAAGACCCAAGUGGGAGGAGGGGAGAGGAGGUGUCAGAGUCCAGUCAUAAACUGAUCUGCUGAAUUACCAGGUAUAGAGCAGGUUCUCUCACAGAUCUCCUGCUUUUGUACCGGAACCCGUCUCACCUUUCCUCACCUGUUUCCCCUCACCUGCCAGCUGACAGGACUGAGGGAGCUACUGAGCAACAUGGAGUCUACAGGAGAAGAACAAGACAAAGAAACAUCAAAGAUAAUUCUGGGAGAUCAAAACAUUGAAACCACCCAUCAACAUACUGCAGAUGAAACCACUUCUAAUACAGCAACCACAACAGAAGACGAGGAAACUGGGGGCGACAGAGCUGCUAUGGCAGUCCCAGAUGGGGAUUCAGCAGGUGAGGAAGAAGAAGUGGAGGUGGUAGGAAGAGAAGAAACACCUGCUGUAGAUGAAGACGGAGGGCACACCAAGCAGGUGUCUGGAUUUCAAACAGCAGCAGAGGAGUCUGAGGAAUCACAGCAGAAGUCAUUAACAUCCAGCAGAGCCAGACCAGCUCCCCCCAGCAGUCUGCCUCUGACAGAGAAACGACAAAUGAAGAAGAAAGUGUUGGCAGCACCAGCUUUGAGUCUGUCAUUAGGUGGCAACGCAUCGAUAACGUCUGACGACCUACAGUCAGUCUUCCUCUCCCCCUCACCCGAGGAUUUAGAGGACACAGGACUCGAUUUUGAUUUGGACGCCAUUGAGACGCCGUCCGACAGCGAAUCCCUGCACUUCCCCAUCUAUGACCUGGAUCUUGAAGAUGACCUGCAGCGACUCGGUGUGGCCUCCUGUCACCACAAAGCGUCUGGGUCCAGCUCCAGGUCGGACUCUGGACCUGGUUCUUUACCAGGGCCUGACCAGUUUGGACUGGGAGCUUUGGAAAGAGAGGAUGUGGUGGACAGUGAAGGAACCAGGUGGCGUUGCUUCACAACAGGUGACCCUCCUCAAGAGUCGAAGGUCAACAUGAGCGUCCUAGAACCUUAUCUCAGGGUGCUGUCACACGGAGGUUACUAUGGAGACGUUCAGAAUGACAUCAUUGUGUUUUCCUCCUGUUACCUUCCUGAGAACAGUCUAGAAAACUACCAGUAUGUGAUGGACAACCUCUUCAGGUUUGUCACCGGGACCCUGGAGCUGAUGGUGGCAGACAACUAUGUGAUCAUUUAUCUUUGUGCUGGAGGUCAGAAGGAAAAACUCCCAGGAAUCGCCUGGCUUAAGGAGUGCUACACCACCAUUGACCGGAGGUUGAGGAAGAACCUGAAGGGACUCUAUGUGGUUCAUCCCACCUGGUACAUUAAAUUUAUCAUGACCAUCAUCAAACCCUUCAUCAGCUCUAAGUUCAGCAGAAAGCUUCAGUUUGUCAGCACGCUUCAGGAGCUUUCUCACUUCAUCCCUAUUGAGCAUGUGCAGAUCCCAGACUGUGUCAGACAGUACGACCAGAACCAGUCCAGGUGAAGGUCAAGAACAGCCUGAAUGGAUCAAAAAUAUUCCUCUCUGUCGUAUUUAUUUUAUCUCACCCUGCAGGAGGAGCUUCUGCAUCUCCAGGACACCUUCAGUGUGUGUUUCAGGAUGAGGAUUACACAAAUCUUACAGUUUUUAUCUUGUAAAUUCUGUUGAAAGAGGUGGCUUUGGUUCUUAAUAUAUCAAAUAACUCACUUUUUUUCUAUUCCAAAAGGGAAGAAGAGCAUAAUGCAAAUUAACAAUGAACACAAGCUACUGGAUUUUAAGAUUUUAUCAAAUAUUUAACUUAUUUUCUUGUCCGAAUUUCAACGGAAAAGUAAUUUCAGUUGUCAGUUCUUCUGGCCUGAAGCGCAGUAGAUUAAAAUUGUGAUAUUACUGCUGUAACAACUAUUUGUUAAACACACAACACAGUUGUAUAUUUGUCCUUGGAUGUUAUUAACUUUAUGUGAAUCAUCAUUUUGUAUUACUAACAGAGCUUUUACUAAAAUCCUUUUAGAUUUUGCACAUUUUUAGUCAUUUGCUCCAUAAUCUGGUGACGGUUUAUAAAACUUGAUAUGUCUGCACUUUCAGUGUUAUGAACACAAGUUUAUUCAUCAGACCCAUCGGAAUAUGCGGUUGCUUAUUUUUUCAGAUUAAUAAAAAUAAAAGUGGUUGAAUAUUU